Zonotrichia albicollis (white-throated sparrow) is the source of this 7755-nucleotide messenger RNA. It is a transcript of the gene GALR3, whose product is annotated as galanin receptor 3. Gene Ontology annotation, cellular component: plasma membrane. NCBI's taxonomy places the organism in Eukaryota, Metazoa, Chordata, Aves, Passeriformes, Passerellidae. The record is from RefSeq and is a predicted model, not a curated record. Gene Ontology annotation, biological process: G protein-coupled receptor signaling pathway. Gene Ontology annotation, molecular function: G protein-coupled receptor activity.
ACUGAGCCAGUGGGGAUAAUUUGGGCUGCCGUGGGGGAGAAGGGGCCAGUGCCUCCUUCUCCACAUCCUGCGCCUUCGUUGGAAGAGAUACCCACAACAUUCCCAAUGAAGGGAAGCUGGUGGCCUUUGGUCCUUUCUCAGCAAGACUCACCAAGCUGUACGCAGUGCAGCUGGAAGUCCUCAGGGCGCAGGUCCUGUCACCAGGAUGGACAUGGCGUGGGUCACUGUCCUCUCCUGGCACCUCAGCCAGCCCCCAUGUGUCUCCAGGCAGCUGUGAUGAAGCUGGACCUCUGGAGGUGGUCAUCCUGGAGGUUUUGUCCUCCCUCCCAUACUGUACCACUGAUGGAGUGGAGACUGGACUGGAUGGAAUCCAAAACCGGCUUUCUCCUCCUUCCCUAGGUCAGACAUUGUGGGAGAGGCUCAAUCUGCUCAGUGCUACUAACAAUGAAUUAAUAAAAUCUAGUGAGAGCAAUUAAUUGCUCAUCCUCCAGAGGGUUUAUGACCCUAUAUUGAGUGACAGGGCAGGGGUGAGGCUCACAGUUGUGGGAUAUUUACGUUCCCUGGAGGUGUUGAAAAACACAUCUUGAACACCCAGCAUUGAGAGGUGGCUGCUGAGGUCCAAGGGACCCUUUCCCCCUCCAUCCUCCCUUUUCCACUAGAGAGUGGUGAGAUUUCUUUCUGCCACCCCCUUCUCAGCAGGAGGAGCUGGGAGCAGCUGAGCCUGCAGGAAAGCUGGGCAGAGAGGAGUUAACUCCAAACCCAACCUCAGGGAGAGGGAAAAAAACCAACAGAGAACUAUGGAUCAGCAGCAAGAGCAGAGGGAGGGAAAAGGGGGAGUCAGAGAGAAAGGAGAGGAGCUCCAGAAGAAGAGAGAGCAGAGCUGGUGGCAGGCAGGGGGAGGCAGCGGAGCACCAGGAGGAGCGAGUGGGAUAACCGGGCUGCCCAGAUAAACUCCUCCGUGGUCUGCGUCCUCCUGCUGCCGCUGCGUGGGCUGCACUGGACGUCUCUCCCUAAGCGUGUGGCAAAGCUGCAGGCCCUUCCUCAAAAAGGUCCCUGCAGUCUGACAGGAAGAUGCCAGGGGGAUUGAAUAUGUCUUCUGACAGCCCAGAGCUACGAGCAGCAGGGAUUAUUGUGCCCAUCAUUUUCUCCCUCAUCUUCCUUGUGGGUACGGUGGGAAAUGGGCUGGUGCUGGCAGUGCUGCUGUGGAAUGGCCAAGUCAAGUACUCCACCACCAACCUCUUCAUCCUCAACCUGGCUGUGGCCGACCUGUGCUUCAUCAUCUGCUGUGUCCCUUUCCAGGCCACCAUUUACACCCUGGAUGGGUGGCUCUUUGGGGCCUUUGCCUGCAAGGCUGUGCAUUUCCUGAUCUACCUCACCAUGUAUGCCAGCAGCUUUACCCUGGCUGCUGUCUCUGUUGACAGGUACUUGGCCAUUCGCUAUCCCCUGAAGUCCCGGGAUCUCCGCACAUCCCGAAAUGCAGGAGUGGCCAUUGUGGUGGUCUGGUCACUGUCAAUGCUCUUUGCAGGGCCUUACCUCAGUUACUACCAGAUAAUCCAUUACCAUGGUGUGCCCAUCUGUGUCCCCGUCUGGGAGGACCAGCGCAGAAAGGUUCUGGACAUCCUCACAUUUGUGUUUGGGUAUCUGCUGCCUGUGACUGUGGUGAGCCUGGCAUACUCUAGGACCAUCAAGUUCUUGUGGACUUCUGUAGACCCCAUAGAAAGAAUCUCAGAGUCUCGGAAAGCCAAGCGUAAAGUCACCAAGAUGAUUGUCACAGUGGCCAUCCUGUUCUGCCUCUGCUGGCUGCCCCACCACCUGGUCAUCCUCUGCUUCUGGUUUGGCCACUUUCCCUUCAACCGGGCCACUUACGCUUUCCGCCUGGCUUCCCACUGCCUCUCCUACACCAACUCCUGCCUCAACCCCAUUGUCUAUGCCCUCAUCUCCAAGCAUUUCCGCAAGCGUUUCAAGCAGGCCUUCACCUGCCUCUUCUUCCAGAACAAGAUCAGGAAAAAGAAGAAGAAGAGAGUUGGAAGGAAAGUCCAUAUGGUCAAUGUGGAAGGAGGUUUUGCCAACAGGACAGGAGAUUUCUAUGGACGCAACACUGAGGUUACCCAAGCCCCAGAAGGGAGCACCAGGAAGAGGGACCAUGAAGGUGCCAGUCGUGCCAGAGCAUGGACUCAGCAGGUACAAGAUGCCAUGGUCUCUGUUCAGAAGGAGCUACUGGAGGAGGAAAUUUUGGCAACAGCUGGCCAUUCCCUAGAUGUGACCCCUCUAAGAGAAACUGCUGGACAAGACCAAGAAGAAGCCCUAGAAAAGGGCUAGAGAUGCAAGAAGGAAGUCGCUAUUUGCAUCACAUUUUCUGACCACAUCACAGUGGUUUUGCUUUCCUCUAGGAUUCUAGGACCAUCAUGCCCACGCAUUAUCCCCGCUGAGAUGGUUUUAUGUUAGCAGUAAGAGAUGAGCUCACACAUUCAGACCUACUAAGUCCGAGUUGAAGUCCCCCAGAACUCCUCAAACAUCUCCUCCAUGAUUCUGUAGUCAUGUCUGAGACCUGCCAUCAUCCCAGCUCAAUAUUCACAGUAAACUUUAAGUGACUGCAACAGCUGUCCUUUUCUUUAAUUAUGUAUGGUGUUUUAUUAGUGCUGUGUGGAUCCUGAAUAUGUAACCCUUAAUGUGAGGCAGGUCUGCACCUGUAAUUUCUUAAGAGGAGGUGAAAAUUGGGAAGCUUAGGAGAAAGGGGAAAGCUGUGACAUUGUGGGACAGUCAGACUUCCACACUGAAGCUGGGAAACAAUUACAGGUGGUCAUGGCACUUAUAGGUGUCCUGAGCCCUGUGUGGGCUACAAAAUCCUCUGGUGUCCUCACUUGUCCCCAUGCAUGGUGCUGGAAGUUGUGUCAAAAGUAAAGGAGUUUUGGCCUCAUCCAGUGCUGUCGGCAUUGUACAGUGGGGCAGAGCUGUGAUGUGCAUGAGCAGAGCCAUGAUCUCCCCCUUAUUUCUCUUUUUCUGUUCCCUACUUCUGUUUGCGUAAAUCUUUCCUUUUUGCUUUGUCCUGCCCACUCGUAAUUCCCAGCUGACAUGGUAUUUCUUAUGCUCACUGAAGCUGUUGUUCACCUCACUAGAGCUCAGCUCCAAGGACAUCCCUUUUUCUGUGUGGAGGCUAACUGAAGAGAAAGGCCAACAGUGCUGGGAAUUAGUUUUCUUUUUCCAUUCAAGUGCUUGAUGUUGCUUUCUGCACUUUGAGCCUCCUUUGCCUCUCUCCCUGUUUCUGAUUUUUCCACCUCUCUCCUUUUGUGGUGGCUGCCACUCCUCCAUGGUGGAUCUCUUUCAGAAACGUGUCCAAUGUGCCUUCCUGGGAACAGUGAGUUCUGCAGCCACCCUCUGCACAUUGUGCCAUGGCUGGUGGCCAGCCCACAUGGUUGCAUCAUUUCUUCAGGUGAAGAUCACUCCACAGCCCAAAGUGUUGGAGGGAGAAGGGAACAGCAAUCAGGAGCAAUGAUGUGGCACAGCUGGACACUGCCUGUUCUUGCCUAGAAGCAGCUGGGCUGUUGCUCACCCCUGAUCCUGUUCCUCCUGGUCCCAGAUUGCAAAUGGGGCAGAUCAGAUCAAGACUGACUGCUGCACAUUGAGGUGAAGCCUAAAUGAAACAGGACAGAGAGGACAGGGAAGAUCUUGGAGAGAAGGUGCAUUUAGCAUGACAAGUGGCUGCAAGCCCUGGGCCCCUUCACUAUGUUCUGCUUGAUGCUAAGCCCCAAUUUUGGGGAGCACAUGAGCAGGAAGGGCAAGUGCUGAGCCUGGGUUGGGAAGGCUCUGGAGCCAGAAGGGAAUUCCUGUCUAUCCAGUACCAGUUUACAUGCUCCAACUGGCUUCUCAGCUCUAAAGCAGAGGUUAAACAAAGAUGUCACAUCCUUGAUAGAGAGACGGGUUUAAUUAAAACUGAAGGAGUUUGAUUGCUGCUUUCCACGCAGCCUUCCCUCCAGACUGAUUGGCAUUCUGCAGUCUCUGCUCCCAGCUUCCUGCCUUAAUUAAUUACUCUUUUCUCUUAUUUUCUAUCCUACUUUUCAUCAUUCAGGCUGACAAGCUUGUCUUUAACCCUGCAGGGACUGGUUUUGCCACAUCAGUAGAGUGCAGCUGUUCCAAGAUCUGGAACAGGGUAGAUGAAAUGGGAGAGGUGUGAGCAGGUCAGGGUUUUGCAUCUAGUGGUAAGCAUCAGCUCUUCUCUGUGGAGUAACUUAGUCUUGCUAACUGUGUGCUGAUUCUGAUGUCUGGCAUCUCCCUGGCACGUGUGACAGGAGCCUGACAUACUGGGAAGUGCCAGACCCAAUGCCAAGAAACUCAUCCUGUUUAUGACCCUGUGUGUAAAUCUGACAGCCCUGGGAAGGAAAUUCUUGUUAUUUGCUUUUGGGUUUAGCUGCUGGUUGCUAAUCUAUGACCAGUACUAGCAAGUUGCCAGGUGAUUUUUUUAAUUCUUCCAUGUGCUCUCUUCCCCUCUGAGAGAUUUCAUAAAAAAAUCCCAGAGGAACGCUGUUUGCCAUACCUCCUUUAUUAUCUUCCUAAUCAAAACUUGCUGAUUCCUCCUCCUAGUCACCCCAUGAGCCCUGGCCUGCUCAGGGCUGCUCCCCAGGCUGGCCAGGGACAAUGCAUGAAGAAGGCAUCUUUUUGUAACUAUCUUUUUCUGUGAUGGAAGAGACCUUUGCUCACAGAGUGAAAAAAGGAAGUGCAUGAAAGGGUGAGAAGUUUGCCAAAGAUGCUUCAUGGGGCUUCCUUAGCAGCACAGAUAAUUGCUGUGCUGGAUUUGAAGUCUGCUAGAAAGGCAAAGGGGGAGAAAGUAAAUGAGUUUAGCUGUUGGAGAUUAAUUAUUUUGGCUGCUGAAGAGCUGAACAAAUUCUUGAUGUUCACAGACAUUGCAGUGUGUGCUUUGCACUCGAUUGUGUGGGUGAAGUGACUGCUCCAGAGAAAGGUCAUUUGCUUAGUAACGUCCAUGCAGCUUUGCUGGGAGCCUUGUCAGAGCUGCUGCUUCUGCUAUGGCUCCUCUGUGAGACACAAGCAGGUCCUCAGCUGUUUGCUUGCUUGAGGCAGAUCCUCAGUCUGGCUGGUUUUGGCUGCAUCUUACAGUACAGCAGCAGCCUUAGAGCCAGGGAAGUUGUUGCUGGGUUCAAUGGCUGGGAAUUCUGCAGAUCCCAUGCUCUGAAUCAGGAGAGGAGAUAGAAUGUAUUUGGAGGUCAGGUAGUGGUGAGGGGGAACCAAAGCCUAAAGCCCCAAUUGAUAUCAUGGCCCUGAGAUGGGGACUAAUCAUUGCCCAGGAAGGGAUCUGGGGGAUGCAUUUGAUGGUGUAGCACAAAGAAAAUGAGGAGUUUGGACUGAUUCUAAUGGCAAAAAAAUAGCAGAGCGAAACCUCUGCUGUUGUUUCUAUUCUCCAUUACUGCAGCAGACAUCUCUGGGAGACACAGAGAAUUGCCACCAGCCUCACGGGUUGUGCAGGCAAAUCUGUGGCACAGGGUGCACAGACAGAGAAAAGCUGGUGGGAGAAGCUGAAGCGUCUACACCAGAAGCAGAAAGAAAACCAGGCAGUGCCAGUCAACUGCUCCCAGCACAGUGGGAAGCCAUGUUUUCUCCUUCCCUGGAACAGCUUCUUUCCUGCCCAGCACCAAAUUCUCAUUCUGCAUACAGCUGCUGAGCAUGACAGGGUAGUUAAGGCUCUGGGUAUGACUGGCUGAUGCAAAGAAACCUAAAACUUUUCUCCAUCCAGUGCCAAACACAUGAUAUGGCUCAGGGCAGCCCACAGUUUCAAGCCCUGAGGCAGGAAAGCAGAACUGACUGUGAUGAUUCAUAGAAUACAAUUCCUACGUGAUCCAUUUUUUUUCUCCACUGAAAACCAGAUGUGCUUUUCUCUUUCUUACCUGGUGUUACUGCUAAAGCAGUGGCAAAACUUCCUAUAGCCAUUUGGUUUUUAUUGCCUCUUCUGCCAUGGUGAGAGCAGUGUGGCAGAAGCAGCAAGACAAUUGCUCCUGGCUGGCUGCAGCACCCCCACCUUUCCCCUCUGUCAGGAGCUGUUAAGAAAAAACCCAUCACUAGGCAAGAAAAAAACAUGAAGACCUGUCGACAACAUCACGUGUGCCGAGACUAAAAGCUUCACUCAGAGUCUCAGCUAGAUGUGUUCCUGGGUUUGAGGAAAGCUUGCAAGAGGUGUCUACUUAGAGACAACAUCAGCAACUGAAGUAACUGCAGGGAUAAAGAGCGUUUUAGCCACGUGCUCUUCAAGCACCUUAAUGGUCUCCUCAGCAACAAGGCUGCUGAAGGCAGAAGUGCUGGCAGCUGGGUGUAUGUGGACAUCAAGGCUGGGCUGUAAAGAUGGGAAGAGACAAGGUCAGUAAAGACUGGGCAUGAAGGUCACCUGCUCCUCACAUAGGGGCCACGCUUGAAGUUUUCUACCCUGCCCAGAUGUCCCUCCCCAGCCCCUCAUCCUUGCUGUCUCUUCACAGCACAGCCAUUUUAUUCAGCAUGGGGCAAGACAUGACUUCUGCCACUGGGCAAGGCUGCUUUUCCUCUCUGCAAAAUAUCUCAUCUUGCAGCUUGAAGCACCCCUGCUGAGAUUCCUCUCCUCUGUUUGUAUGGUUUCACAGCAACUACCUAGAUUUUAAAUUUUGAUUUCUUGGCUGUGGAAGUCAGGAUCAGAAAAGGUCAGCCAGCAACCCUGUACUUCGAUCUGCAAACAGAGUGGUGAUUGAACUCAAACAACUUUGUGUUGUCACUUCUGAUUUGAGGACCAGGUAUGAGAGUAGCGUUUAGCAAGUCCAGUGCUGUGCAUGGGGACUGGAACAGACGUAAAGAAAGAGAAAUGGGUCGCUUUGAAAAAGAGAACUUGGCCGAGGAGUCACAAAAGGAUGAUAGGAUUUUAUUGAAGUUGAAAAUACAAAAAGGUCAGAUUGUCUCCUACCCUCUCGUCAUCCUUCUCAUCCAGCACAUUGUAAUGAAUAUGCACAGUGACAGCUCCAGCCCAGCCAUGGGACUGCUGCUCGCAGCUGUGUUCUCCAGCAGCCCACAGAUGAACCCAUCUAAAAGACAUGCCUAUUUCUGGUAUCUCAGCUUUGAACAGAAGUCCACUCAGCCUCUUCCUGGACAAGAGGCAGGUAUCAGAGAGCAUGCUGACCUAAGGAUCUCUGAAGAACUCUCCAAACUGUGGUUGCUGCAUAUUUAAGGUGAAUCUUAAUAAUAACCUCUUUCAAACCAGUGACUCCCAAGCUGUGAGAUAGGUGUGGCUGCCAGCACACCAUGGUGUGGUACACAGGUGGGAAUUCACAUCACUACUGACAUGUUCCUAUCACCCUGUUGCUGUUGGUGCCCGAUCAGUGAGAUUUCCUGAAUGUCUGCUCCACAACAAAGCAACCUAAAUCUUCAUUGCUAACCACAGUGGGCAGAAGCGAGAGAGCAGAAGGAGCAUUUCCCUGCAUCCUUCAUAGCUGCAUCACUUCAGGCUCCCAGCAUAAACUAUAAUUUGUUUCUCACACUGCACUUAAGGUUCUCCAAGACAAGCAAGAGAUGCAGAAUGGCUGAGCAAUGGGUUUGGUGCUGCUGAGGCAGAGGUAAAUCCACCUCCAUCCUCCUGGCACAACUGGACCUCUUGCCUGAGACUGCCAGUAGCAGGAAAUGUUAGUUAUGGUGGGGCUUUUUUGCAAGACGUAGGUGUCUGACUAGAACUGCGUUAAGAUUGUCACCCUCCUGUCCUUAUUCUCGCCAACAGGGCAGCUCUGACCGGCUUGC